AUGCCUUAUGGUCAUAUUUCUGUUGUUGUUGAUGUUUUAAAAAAUUCUAUUAGAAUUGCUGAACAAAAUUUUUAUUUUACUUAUUGGAAAGAUAAUUAUGCUCGAGAAAUUCCAUUUGUAUAUAAAAAUGAUCUUUAUUAUAUUGACGAUGAAUAUGAAAUUUAUGGAUGGUUAGAAAUUGAUGAUUCAAAAGAACAAUUAAAACCAUUAAAUAAAUUAACAAUUGAAAAAAUUCAAAUGAAAUAUGAAAAUAUUUGA
Rotaria sordida is the source of this 258-nucleotide messenger RNA. NCBI's taxonomy places the organism in Eukaryota, Metazoa, Rotifera, Eurotatoria, Philodinida, Philodinidae. The record is from the annotation of a GenBank genome assembly.